Neltuma alba is the source of this 1098-nucleotide messenger RNA. RefSeq lists its product as uncharacterized. Lineage: Eukaryota; Viridiplantae; Streptophyta; Magnoliopsida; Fabales; Fabaceae. The record is from RefSeq and is a predicted model, not a curated record. Gene Ontology annotation, molecular function: zinc ion binding. The transcript has 2 exons. Bases 1 to 1098 code for a protein of 365 amino acids.
AUGGGCAAAGGGAAUGGGAAUGGGGUGAAUCGGGAAAGUGGGUAUGGGAAAAGGGUAGGGACAAGGGAUGGGAAGGAGGUGGGGGUGGGGACUAUGGGUGGGAGGUGGGAUGGGAAGGAGGUGGGACGGUGGGUGGGAGUUGGGAUAGGCGCUGUGCAAGCAAUAUUCAGAGGUGAGCGACAUGCGUACUAUUACAGACAUGUUAAGGAGAAUUUCAGUACACAAAUGAUCAAGUUAAAUAGAGGAAAAAGGAAGACAAGUGGCAACACAAGGGAGGAUGGACUGCAUUUCCUAGAUGCCAUUGCAUAUGCAAGGCUUGACACAGAGUUUGAUCAAGCAAUGGAUAACAUGAGACACUUCAAUUCCCAAUUAUUUGAAUGGCUUGUCAAUCAUGGUGAUAUUCACAAGUGGGCCUUAAGCAAGUUUCCUUUUAAACGAUGGGACAACAUAACAACAAACCUUGUGGAGUCAUUCAAUGCGUGGAUGUUGAAGGAGAGAAGAUAUAAUGUUGCCCAACUUAUACAUGAGCAUCAUGAAAAAGUAGCCAAGAAGAUGUAUGCAGCAAGCAUGGCAAUGAGCAAAUGGAAGAAUGAUGUAGGCCUAAAUACAAAUGCAACAUUGAUGGAAAAUGUGGCGAGAUCUGCACGGAUGUUAAGUGUUCCUUACGGAAGGGGGAGGGUGUGUGUCCAUACAGCAAAAGGAGCCAUUAAUGUUGAUCUUGAAAAAGGUGAGUGUAGCUGUGCAACUUGGCAAAUGUCAGGCAUCCCAUGCCCACAUGCAUGUGCAGUUAUCAAGGCCUUGAAUUGCAAUGUGUAUGAUUUUGUUGAAGAAUGCUACAAGAUUACGUCCCAACAAAAGAUUUAUGGUAGGACGAUGACUCCAGUAGUGACAAUCGACAUACCAAAUCCUAAUAACUAUCGCCUGCAAGAUAUAGCAAGUCAAGUGUUUUUGGCACCACCUUUGACUAGUCGACCGCCUGGAAGGCCUAGGAUAAAUAGGCAAGAGUCGCAGUUUCAAAACAAGAAGGUGUACCAUUGUAGCACAUGCCAGCAAGUUGGCCACACAAGAAGAACAUGCAAGAAUCCAAACCCAACUUAA